CAGAAUCAUGAAAUGGAUACAGCUGCACCAGCCGUUCCUACACUUGACUUUCAUCACCAAAUGUCGAAUACAGCAAUUCUAAUCCCUGAAAGAUCAUUAUAUGUUGGUAUAAAGCAAACAUACUUAUUAACGCUACGAAAUUUGACCUGUAAACCUGUGUCCUAUGCCUGGGGACUACCACCAGAGAAAGAUGGGUGUAGAAUGGAAGUAUAUUUCAAUCCAAAGGAGGGUUUGAUUCCUCCAACUGACACAGCUAUGAUCGAAGUGAUCUGCUUGCCGACGAACACUGGGGUAAUUGAGGAUUUGUAUAUCCCGUGUUUUGUCGGGGGUCGCCAAGAUCCCAUUAUGCUUGGAAUUCAAUGUACCAUUGAUGCCUUGUUUGUUACUUUUCUUUUUUUACCGCCACCGAACGCCAUCCCAUCUCCAUGUGUUGAUUCAAUACGUGUUGAGUGGCACAAAGCUGGUCACACAUCUGCACUUAAUUUAAACAACUUGAAAAUGAAUCGACAUUCCAAAAUUGAAGAGGAACAGGAAUUGAAGAACAUAAAUUUGGAUGCUGGACAGGUAAUCGCAACUACUGCGGUUGGCCCAGAAAAUGUAGAUAUCGACAAUACAUCACUAGUCCCGUCUAUUGAAAAUCCAUCUCCACCGAAACAAAAACUUGAUCAUCACAAUAUAUUCCAGAAAAAUGAGAGUGCUGAAGUACAAAACAAAUUUGUUAAAGAAAUGAAACUUGAAAAUAGCAUUACAUUAACUGCUGAAUCCGAAAACGAGGAUUUAUGCGAACCGCGAAGCUGGGAAAGCUUGUUGAAAGGCAUCGUUUGGACGGUCGACAGACCUGAUGAAUUUAUUUCUCUACGUAAACCACAACCCAUAGUCCCUUUUUAUAAAACAGUUGUUCCUCCCAUUAUGCAACCUUUGGCAAUAGAAUUUACUAACUUGCCUUUACGAACAGUGGAAAAAAGAACAUUCGUAAUCCGCAAUGAAACUCCAGCUGCAUCAACAUUUUCUCUAUCUUCAAAACAAUUUGGCCCUACUAAGCAUACGAAAGAAUUGGAACCAGAGGAUGUAAUUAAUUCUACAUAUGCCACUGUAAUGGGGCAUAAAUCAAAGAAUUAUUGGGACGACAUUAAGCCACCAGUCCAAGGCAUUGUUUUGGUAAUAGAACCAACGGAUGGUCCUCUUGCUCCUUACGAAACAGUUCCUGUUGACAUUUACGUCUACGCUGACACUUGGGGAGUUUACAUUGACGAAAUUGUGGUAUCUAUUGCUGGCUUGCCUGAUUAUAUCUUUGGUGUUUGUAUCGAAGUUAUUGGAUCACCUGUAACAUACCCUAUCUGUAAAAAUGGAAUACAUGAGACACCUACAGUGAGAUUUGGAACUGUAAAUUUUGAGACCGAGAAAGUAACACGAAGAAUAAUAGUUGAAAAUACAAGCACUGUAAUGCUCGCCAUAAAUUGGCAGAGUUAUGUGAUUGACUCUGAGGUGACCAAGGAUUCUAUACCUUUCAACAUCACCUUGCAAAUGUUUAGCCCACUUGCAAAUGAAAUUUCCAACCCAACGUGUACAGACUUGAUAAAGACUUCCGAUUCGGAGAUAGAAAAGUCAGAACAAGAUAUACUGGAUUAUGGCAAAUGUGAUAGUCUCAGAAGUUCGGUGACGGUUGAAAGUAACUUAUUUCAAUCCCAAGAUGAAACUCCUUGGACUCAAGCUUCAUGCUGUUAUGAAAGUCUUGCAUCACGUAAUAAGGUUUUCUGUCGGAAUACAGACAGUAAUUUGGAAAUUAGUGUUGGAACAAAUAAUUGUAACAAGGAUUCUGUGGAGUACAUUACUGAAACUGAACUAACAACAAUCGACUGGAGUGAACAAACUGUUGAUAGAGAAACUGAUCUAGAAAUCGCCAUGACACCUUACUAUGGAACCCCAGACUAUUGUGUGUUCAGAGUAACUCCGCCAGAACUAGUUAUACCAGUUAAGGGGAAACAGUCUUUACAAAUUACUCUGAACAUUGGUCAAUUUCCAAUACAAAAUGGUGCGAGUGAAGUUCGUGGCCGUCUUGUGGGGUUCAUACGAAUUGCACCUAUGCACAAGUACAAAGCCGAUUGUUACUCCCGUAAUGACGGUGCAAUGCUCAUACCUACUGAAAUAAAGCUGGAAGCUAAUAUUCUGCAACCAGUGGUAACAAACGAAGAUUCCUACACUGAAGGAAGUUUCAACAUUUUUGAGAAUUGAAGUCCCUCAAAGUCAGUUAGUUGUUAUGCAUUCUCAUUAUUCACAAUGAAAUGACAGUAACGCUUGCAAAGUAUUGCCAGCAGGAUUAAAACAACGUGUGGCCGCAAUUGCUCAAAGUGAUCAAAAUUAGAGCAAUUCUUCUAAACAUAAAUUGUCAACAAAACAUCCACUU
Messenger RNA from Neodiprion fabricii, 2404 nucleotides. RefSeq lists its product as uncharacterized. NCBI's taxonomy places the organism in Eukaryota, Metazoa, Arthropoda, Insecta, Hymenoptera, Diprionidae. Bases 13 to 2232 code for a protein of 739 amino acids. The transcript has 11 exons. The record is from RefSeq and is a predicted model, not a curated record. Gene Ontology annotation, biological process: negative regulation of cell population proliferation.